AUGUUGUGAAGGAGCCUGUUAAGUAACGAGAGGGGGAGACAGACUCGAGUGGAGCUCGGCCGCUUUGCUGCUGGAGCUUCUCAGGGAUUAUCAACAGGGAGUGCAGCCGACGACAGAGCACUGAGCUGGGGGAAUGAGAGUCGCCAGAAUCCGCUCCCAUCCUCUUUUUCCCGGGCCCCAAUCCGACUGACAACCAUCGGAUCAGAACCUCCACCGAUACAGCUUCCGAACGAACCCAGUAUCGGUGACUUCUUUCAACCAUGGAGCUGAGAGUGGGGAACAAGUAUCGGCUCGGGCGGAAGAUAGGAAGUGGUUCUUUUGGAGACAUUUAUCUUGGUGCGAAUAUUGCCACUGGUGAAGAGGUCGCCAUCAAGCUGGAGUGUGUAAAGACCAAACAUCCACAGUUACACAUUGAAAGCAAAUUCUACAAGAUGAUGCAAGGAGGAGUGGGAAUUCCUUCCAUAAAGUGGUGUGGUGCUGAGGGAGACUACAAUGUGAUGGUUAUGGAGCUGCUUGGCCCAAGUCUAGAAGACCUGUUCAACUUUUGCUCCAGGAAGUUCAGCCUCAAGACUGUGCUGCUGCUGGCUGACCAGAUGAUAAGUCGUAUUGAGUACAUCCACUCCAAAAACUUUAUCCACCGGGAUGUAAAGCCUGACAACUUCCUCAUGGGGCUUGGAAAGAAAGGAAACCUGGUUUAUAUUAUUGACUUUGGGUUGGCCAAGAAGUACCGUGAUGCAAGGACACACCAGCAUAUCCCGUACAGGGAGAACAAAAACCUAACUGGAACAGCCCGCUAUGCCUCCAUCAACACACAUCUAGGAAUUGAGCAGUCGAGGCGUGAUGACUUGGAGUCUCUGGGUUAUGUGCUCAUGUACUUCAAUCUGGGCUCGCUGCCUUGGCAGGGACUCAAGGCCGCUACCAAGAGACAAAAGUAUGAGCGAAUCAGUGAAAAGAAAAUGUCCACACCCAUCGAGGUCCUGUGCAAAGGAUACCCCUCUGAGUUUUCAACAUACCUGAAUUUCUGCCGCUCACUCCGUUUCGACGACAAGCCUGACUACUCUUACCUCAGACAACUUUUCAGGAACCUUUUUCACCGACAAGGUUUCUCCUACGACUAUGUUUUUGACUGGAACAUGCUGAAAUUUGGAGCCAGCAGGACGGCAGAAGACGGAGACCGGGACAGGCGGACAGGAGAGGAGAGAGAUGAGCGCAUUGGGGGCGCCCCUCGAGGGUCAGCAGCCCGGGGCAUCCCACCAGGCCCCAAUCCUGGAGCUGCCAACAGAGUCCGCAAUGGUCAGGAGCAAGCCAUGUCCAACCCUGCCUCCGUGCAGCAGUCUGGGAACUCAUCACCACGUGCAAUUUCUCGUGCAGAGAGGGAGAGGAAGGUGAGCAUGCGUCUACACAGAGGCGCUCCUGCCAACGUGUCGUCAUCUGACCUCACCGCUCGGCAUGACCAGUCUAGAAUUUCCACAUCACAGGUCAGCGUGCCAUUCGAGCACAUGGGGAAGUAAAGCCCCGAAUCAGCCUCUAAUGUUCAGGGCUAAGAGGAUUUCUCUAGGCUCCAGUAUGUGUUUUUACCUUCUUCUGCAAGACUGAUGCCAUGGACACAUGGACUUGUAAAAAAGAACAAUAAAUCCAAAUGAUUAAAAAAUCCACUUUUUACUGUUGAAGCAAGGAUCACCACCACAAUUCAAAAAGGAAAAUGUCCGACAGUGUUGCAUCUUUGUUGCCUACGGGUUCCUUUACACAUUCCCACGGUGUUAAAUGUGAAGAACUUUUCAUUUAUGUUUUAGCACUACAUGAGAUUCAUUGAUCAUGUUUCGAGAUUUCGAGAGCAACAGCAGCUACGAAAGUGGAUAUAGGUAUGUGAAACGUUCUGAUGUCAAGAAAGGCAAAAUAGUGGGAUAGGUAAGUUUAUAAGCUGUUGUACAGUCAUUUUUGUUUCAUACCACAUGACUUGGUUCAUGUUUUAUUUAAAGUCCAUCCAAAUCCCCAGCUCCCCUGCCUUUUUACUGUUUUAGUUUGGUAAACUGAAGAAUUGACCAUAGAUAUUGCAAUGACUCACUUCUGGGGGACAAAUGCCUCAGGAAAUUUUCUGUUGACCAUAGCUGUGUAUACCAGCUAAUUCAUCAAAGCUGCAAUUUUUAUGAUGGUUCUUAAUCUUACCUUUUUAUAUUUUUUGUUAUUGGAAAAUUAUACAGGACUGGGAGCAGACUCAUUAAGCAAAAGUCUGGGUGGGGUAUUUUUCCUUUUUUAAUGUUCACUGUAAAUAUUUUUUUUUAAUUUGUGAAAGCCAAAAUUGUGGUUCUGUUUAAGUAGAAAAAACACUUUCUUCUGGAUUGAAUUUGGGUCAGAAUUUAGCAUAUUGAAAAUGACUAAAUUGUGAGAAGGGGUACUUUUACUGUGCCAGCUGGGUCACUUCACUUUGUAUGACUGAUUAGUACAAAUAUUCCCUGCAUACAUUUUUACAUUUUGUUCCCAUAUAUAUAUAUAUAUUAUUUGAUUUCCGCCCUUGACAAGCAACACUGGGGUAUUACCUCUAGCAAAAAUAUGUUGUGAUAACAACUUUUGGAUUACACUUUUUAAUGUCUCUAAAAUGGUAAUGCAAGUUUGGCAGGGAUACGUGUAAAUAGCAUAAAUGUAUUGUGUGUAAUUACUUGUACAGGCCAUCAUGACCCAGUGGCAUUGUAAUAGUUUAGUUUGGGGUUCUGGGGAAUUCACUUUAUGUAUGGUGUACUGAUAUCUUGUACAGUUCUUUAACACACUUUAUUUACAGUAUUUGUGUAUAUUUUAUGAAGUAAUAAAAAUGAAUAAUGUUGCUCACAAAUCA
Messenger RNA from Boleophthalmus pectinirostris (great blue-spotted mudskipper), 2830 nucleotides. Its product is annotated as casein kinase I. Gene Ontology annotation, biological process: endocytosis; peptidyl-serine phosphorylation; signal transduction. Lineage: Eukaryota; Metazoa; Chordata; Actinopteri; Gobiiformes; Gobiidae. The record is from RefSeq and is a predicted model, not a curated record. Gene Ontology annotation, cellular component: nucleus; cytoplasm. Gene Ontology annotation, molecular function: protein serine/threonine kinase activity; ATP binding.